CUUCGACUGUCUAUAAAUGCUACGCGUACUUCAUGUGAUGUACCUUUCUCUUAAAGAACGAAACCAACGCACAACAACUUGAUCGAGGAGAUUUUCACGUUGGUUUAAGGUCUGCCAUUUUGUAGUCAUGGCGCUGCAUUACUCUCCACAACUGUUUGAUGUAAACACGAAUUCUCAGUUGAAGAUGUUGAAUUUUAUGGAGAGUACAUCGUUCUUUGACAAGAGCUGUGGUCAACAAACGGCGAAGUUUUUCAAUGGCUUUCCUCAACCGUUUGGAUUUGACGAUAGAGCGAACAUUUUAGAAGCUCGUUCUGCUCCAACAAGCAAUUCAGAGCUCUUCACUAAUGGUAUAUUUGCCUCGACAAAUGGGAUUCCUAGCUUUGGGCUGUCAAAUGGCCUCGGAAAGACCCAUGAUGUAACAGCCAUAAGCAAUGGUUAUGUUGAUUACCAAGUGAUAUCUCGCAAUGGUAUUCAUGGAACAGAGAAGCGUGAACCAAGCCCAGAAUUGACGGUCGGUCACGGGAGACCAAAGUCUUCGCCGAGGCAACAGAAGCGAAGCGGCUCAGAUUUUGAAAAUGGCGAGAAUUUGAGUUACGGCUUAUUCCCGUUUACUCCAGAGACAAGCGACAAACUGAAGCAAAUUGAAACUCCAAGACAUGGUGUGACCAGCGAGAGACAGGGCACAGCCGACGUUAUCAACUCGCAAGUGCUCUCGGGUCUCAAUUCAUCAUUCGCCUUCAGACUUGGUGGCAAGGAGGGUAUCGCAGACCCAAUUCCUCGAAGAUGGUCCGAUGUAAGUCUUGAAAGGUAUUCAUCGAAAUCUCCACCUUUGCAUGGCAAAGCUCCAGGCUACCUUCAAAGGGCGUCCGUCAGGAGUCAUUCCGAAAGCGAAGUCGUUUCAUCAGGCUCCAACCUGAACGGACGUCAGCAAAUUCUACGCAGAAAUGUCCCAGAAGGAUCUUUGGGAUCCCAGCCAAAACUUGGAGACCUUCAAGAAAGUAUUCUUCAACUGUUGCAAAUGCAUGAACCGCUGGCACCCUUGCAGAUUGUCGAAGCUUUGGGCCGUGGGACACGGGACGAGAUUCACCAGGCGCUUUGUGCACUCCAUACCAAGGAACGUGUCAAAGCUUUCCAAACCAAUGGGACGACAGUAUGGGCCUUGAUUUCGCAACCUACCUGUGAUUGGCGAGCGAGUCCAGGGGUCAUCGGUGGCGAAAGAAACAAGAAGUUUUUUGGACGAGGUUCUUUUGAAGAACUCUACGGGCUACCAAGGAGGAAUUUUUCUGUUCUUGGAUACGAUAAUAGACCAAGGAAAGCCCCACGUGCCAUCGAUGGCCAGAAGGUAUGGCUGCGUUCUAAUGGACACAGUCCAACACCAGUUGAAAAGAAUUCUUGGACUUACUGCAGAUUGUGCAAAUUUUCGUUUGCCUCGGAAUCACAAUAUGAGGAGCACCUUCGCACUACGAAGCAUCAAAACAAAGUGGCCAAGUUUAGUCCGACUUCCUACAAGAAGUACUGCGAGUUCUGCAACGUGAACCUGAAUUCCGAGUCGCAAGCCAACGAGCACUUCAACAGCGCUAGACACGAACAGACUGUGGCCAAGUCGCAAAAAGCACCCCCACAGCAACAUCUGCCACUGAUCAAAGCCUCCAAGGAAUUUUUCAUGGAGCAGUUCACAAGCACCCAGCCGUUUAACUACCAGUUAGAGUUGUAUAGCAAAGCUAUGUUGACCAAUGGAGUUUGCUUUUUACCAACUGGAACGGGGAAAACACUUGUUGCUGCUCAGGUCAUUGCCCACAUGCUGAAGUUAAACCCAUCUCGACAAGUGGUGUUCUUGGUGGAUCGAGUUCUCCUUGUUCUCCAACAAAGCGACUACCUUAGAAAGGAAAUGGGACAUAUUCGAGUAGCAGACGAGCGAGGGUCUUUUGAGAGCACCAGGUCUAUCCGCAUUGGAGCGGUCUGCGGGGAAAUGAGGAAACUGGAGGGAAACGCACGCAUUUACGAGCAGGACGUGCUGAUCAUCACAGCCGACUGCUAUCGGAAUCAUCUGAAUAAUGGCACCCUUCGCUUUGACGACGUGUCUUUGAUUGUGUUGGAUGAAGCACACCAUUGCAACAAGGAUCAUCCCUACAACGUCAUUAUUCGGGACUUUUAUCUCCAGGAAGAUGUCCAUCUGGGGCAUCGACCCAAGAUCCUUGGACUGACAGCAUCUCCAGCUGGGGAGACGUCUUUGGAAAAAACCACCAGAAGAUUACAAAGGCUACUGGGAAACCUCGGAGAGGCGGAGCUGUUAGUCGUGACGAGGAAUGGGCUAGAACUGGAAGAGAAGACCAACAGGGCAACUCCUGACUGCAUCUCUGCUUCGUACACCACUCAAGAGAGUAAUCUCUUGGAAAUUCUCGUGAAAUAUGUCACUAAAGCGUUCAACCUGACCGUUCGUUUGAGCGACAUGAAGGACUUCAAAGACAUUUUUCAACCUUCCUCUGGUGGUCCGUUCAGCUUCGAUGACAUCUACCCAGUUCUUGGUGUCAUUGACAAUAUCUUACUCUCGCAACCUGAGUCCAACGCGUUGAACGCCUUGCUUCACUUCCAGCUGCUCUGUGAGGCUGUAUGCACUUUGCAGGAGUGUGGUGAACAAAUAGCGUUGUAUCAAAUGACAGAGCUUGCACAAGAGGCGUGUCCUCACGGCUUCCAUUGGGCAGAAAGUAUGGGUCUUCCCUGCGGCGAAGUCAGGGCAUAUUUGGAGCAUUAUCUCAGACAAGGUUUUCCAUCGAUCAUUGAAUGUAGAAACUCAGGAGCAGAGCGGCUCAUGGAACAGUUAGUGAGAAUAAACUGGACCGGAGUUAUCGGUCGAAGCAGUUGUCUUGCCCUGGUACUCGUCAAACGACAACACACUGCACGAUGUUUGUCGGAGUAUCUUUCAAAUCAAGGCGAGCUUAUUUCUCGCGGUGUAAGGACCACAUUCAUAAAUGCUGGCAGAUCAGUGGAUAAAGGACUGACUUAUCCCUUGGAAAUAGACCCAGUCGCACAAACACGCGAGGGAAAAUUUCAGAUUGUCGUCACUACAAGCUUAGCCGAGGAGGGACUGGACCUCCCCGAGCCCCAGUGGGUGUUCCAUAUGGAUCCGUCAAGCCCGGUCCAAGCCCUCCGGGAGAUACGCGGUCGAGCACCCCUAAAUGGAUCCAGGUUUGUUGCUAUCUGCCGGAACAACGAACAGACCAAGAAAAUUGACGAUUUGUUAAAGCGAGAGGAAAAUAUGAAGCGCUCCUCAAAACUCAUAAUAAGUAAUUUGUGAGUAAUCUGUUAGUUUCAAAUGAAUCUUUCAGUCCAGUCCACUAAUCUUAUUUUAUCGGGUGUUCAAAUGUUAAAAAAUCGAUCGAAAUAUCGCUGAGUUAAUGUAUCCUGGCUGUUUACGAAGCCCGACUAAAUCAGGAAGUGCGGCGUCUUUGUAAGAACAAUGUGUUCGAACCCAAAUUUACCAAAAAAAAAGACUCAUAAUCUUUAAAAGUAUAGGGAAGGAAACAUGAAAUUACAUUCACGAGUUGCAAGGAAAAUCGUCAUAUACGGGA
Molecule: messenger RNA, 3569 nt
Organism: Pocillopora verrucosa
Lineage: Eukaryota; Metazoa; Cnidaria; Anthozoa; Scleractinia; Pocilloporidae
Cellular component (GO): cytoplasm
Molecular function (GO): zinc ion binding; DNA binding; hydrolase activity
Source: RefSeq, a predicted model, not a curated record